This is a messenger RNA of Rotaria socialis, 687 nucleotides long. Lineage: Eukaryota; Metazoa; Rotifera; Eurotatoria; Philodinida; Philodinidae. The record is from the annotation of a GenBank genome assembly.
AUGAACUUUCCUUCGACAGAAGAUCGAAACUGCCGCACGAAUUUGACAUUUGUGUUUACUAUCGAUGAGUUUAAACAAAAUUUGGCGACUCGUUUUUCAUCAGCUUUAUGGCUGGAAGCAAUUGAUUUUUCUAAGUUGGCCAUUGCUGGAGGAUGUGUACUUAAUGCCAUGUGUCGCUCACCAUUUUCUGAUACUAAACAGCAAGAUGUUAAUCUUCUCUAUUAUGCAGAGGAUACAUCAGAUUUCGAAACAAUAGUACACAGUACUGUCAAUAUUCUAAAGAAAAUAAUUUCUUUUGAUUUAACGCACGCGAUAACAAUGGAAAAAGUCCCAGGAGUGUCUACCUACAAUGUAUUUUUACCCUGUAAUGUUCGACUUAGCUUCUCCUCAAUAUCUACAGGAAAUGCAAAACAACCACUUUCGCAUAUUCUCCAUAAUUUUGACAUGGAUAUUUGCCAAGUAGUAUUUACCGUACCUAUUAAUUUCGAUGGAGAUUUUGAAUUAAUGAUGGCACAGGAAGAAACUCCGCUAUAUCGCGUUGAACAUCAUCAGUAUAUUAAUGAUGACGGUGACAUUCAAAUUGCUACAAAAGAAUUUUAUCGAGUUUCCGCACAUAAUGUCGACACUUUUCGACUUCAGGAAAAAUUCAUGUCAUUCGUUUGUCCACAACUAUUACAAUAUAAAUAA